CUUUUGAAUCACACCAAAGCAUGAUGUUUAUGUUCGAUUUGUUAUGGGACUUCUGGAAUUCGUUGUUGAGCCUUUUUUCGUCCGGGAAGAAGUCCCUUUCGAACCGGCUUAGCGUCUACAUAAAGUCCACAAAAGGUGACAAGCUGCCAGUCGAGCUUGACCCGAAAUGGGAUAUAAAAGAAGUGAAGGAAAUCGUGGCACCCAAGCUGGGACUACCGCCGGACAACGUUGAAUUCAUCCUAGCUGGUAAACUUCUUGACGAUUCGACAAUAAUCGAGGAAUGUGAUUUGGGAGAGCAAAGCAUCCUCCACAUGGUUGUCAGUAAGCGGGACAGUAAUAAAUCAAGGCCGUUGAAUCAAACCCUCGCAGCCUUGGAAGAGGAAAAUCCAGGGAGGGAUAGCCCGACGAGGGAGUUAGGUGAAAAAGUCCAUUUUUACGUGUUUUGCAGUCAGUGUGGGCCGAAAGGCGAGAGGCCGCAUGAAGGGAAACUGCGUGUCAGAUGUGCAACAUGCGGGAGCGGGGCCAUCACUGUAGAUUCAGACCCUGCAUCUUGGAGCGAUGUCCUCGAACCAAAGAGGAUUUCUGGCCAUUGUGAAGAAGAAAAUUGCCCUGCUGGUGCAGUCGCUUGGGCAGAAUUUUAUUUUAAAUGUGCCGAGCACACUACCACAAAUGAAAAAGAAGAAGCAUCAUCUCUCCACUUGAUACGCCCUAAUUCAAUGGAAGUUCCAUGUCUUGCUUGUACAGAAAUUGUAUCUCCUGUGUUGGUGUUUCCUUGCAGUGUGGGCCACUGUACCUGCAUACCAUGUUUUUUAAGGUACUGCUUGUCUCGAUUAUCUGAGAGAAAGUUUGUACUAGAUAAAACAAUUGGGUACACUCUGCCUUGUCCGACUGGCUGUAAGGACUCCCUUAUUGCUGCCACUCAGCACUUUUUACUUAUGAAAACGACUCCACAACUUUACGCGCAGUAUCAAAGGUUUGGUGUGGAAGAUUAUGUCCUUCAAAAUGGGGGUGUUUUAUGCCCUCAGCCAAACUGUGGGAAUGGCAUAUUCCCUGAUCCUACUUGUGAUUCUGUCAAGUGCAGUUCGUGCGGGUUCGUCUUCUGUAAAAAAUGUCUUCAAGGAAAUCACACGGGUGACUGUGAUGAAGUACCUUCCACUCUGUCACUAAUAGAAGGAGAUUCAUCUUACAAAAUAGACCCAUUAAAAGCCUCCCAAGCAAGAUGGGAUGAAGCGACAAAACUUACAAUCCGGGUCAAAACGAAGCCCUGUCCAAAAUGCAGAACUGCCACAGAAAGAUCAGGCGGUUGCAUGCAUAUGGUCUGCUCAAGGUGCGAUUUUGAAUGGUGCUGGGUCUGCCAGAUUGGAUGGACCAGGGAUUGCAUGGGGAGCCAUUGGUUUGGUUAAAUAUUGGCAAUCAAUUUAAGGCUUUCGAUUUAAUUAAAAAUCUAAUCACUAUUUUGAAGGACAGUAGCCAAAAUGACAGAAAAGAAAAAAUCGGAUGUCUUUCCAAUUGGUUUUCCAGUCUGAAAUGUAUAUUCGGUCUCGACUUUUAACAUUUUUGCUAUAAGCAGUAAGUUUUCAAAUUUUUAAACUCACAAUUGUAAUUAAUUUUUGUAUAUUGUCUGAAUUUGAACUGUUUGAAUUAGCAUAUAUGUUAUUUCAGAAAUUACAUUAUAAAUAUAACAAAAUUAAUUAAUAAAAAAAGUGAGGAUAGAUAGGUCAAAAUGAUUGGAAAAGACCUCACUACAGGUUCAUGACCUCCCAGGCCACAUGAAAACAUUUCUCAAUUAAAUAUUUUAGCUUGAUCAUCUCUGAUCUGCCUUUUCGUACUCGUUUUGCCUGUCUGACAUCCAUCAAAUUAUGCUUUGUGUUUUGACAAUUGUGUCUUUCUUUAUAUCUUUUUUGUAGUUUACUAACUUAUAAAAGUGAUAUAGCUGACAUAAUAACACACUGAAGAUUGCAAAAUGAAAAAACAAGACCAGGAUGAUAGGCAGCAAUGAAGCUAUUGAUAAAAUAAACCUGCGGGGUAAUAAACCAAGUUUUAUCAUCCACUGGACAUUUAUUUGCCAUUCUCUGAGUAAGUUAACAAUAAAUUGCAGUUUAUUACUUUAAAUUUUGAAACCGUAUAAUUAUUAAUGCCAUCGUCAAUUAAACGGAAGUUAAAGAUGUUUGAGGGGGUGUUGGUGGCUUGGUUAAGGGUCCCAGGUUUGAAUCCAGCAACCCUUAAUUUGAACCCUAACUUAUAAUUUGGCCCCCUCUCCAUUAAAAAAAAGUGUAUUUAUGAUUUUGUCAGAAUUAACAAACACUGUCGGAAAUGUAUUACAAGAAUUUGCUGAGAACUUAAUUGUUUAAACAAUCCUCUAAUCUUCCUUCUUAUUUCAAUGUGGUAUUAUUUACUUCUUGCAAUUUAUGAACUUUUGAAUUAUUAAUUUUUAGUUUAAAUAAGCUAAAUUUAUUUAUUUAUUUGUAAUUUAUUUAAAAAAAGUUUUAUUUUUAACGAUAUAGGACAAAAUAAGGACUGAUUGACAAAUAAAUUAUAAAAUAGUAUA
Molecule: messenger RNA, 2548 nt
Organism: Cimex lectularius (bed bug)
Lineage: Eukaryota; Metazoa; Arthropoda; Insecta; Hemiptera; Cimicidae
Gene: park
Product: E3 ubiquitin-protein ligase parkin
Exons: 7
Coding region: 21-1403 (460 amino acids)
Biological process (GO): ubiquitin-dependent protein catabolic process; protein polyubiquitination; negative regulation of protein phosphorylation
Cellular component (GO): cytosol; endoplasmic reticulum; ubiquitin ligase complex
Molecular function (GO): ubiquitin conjugating enzyme binding; zinc ion binding; ubiquitin protein ligase activity
Source: RefSeq, a predicted model, not a curated record